AUGUCGGAGGAGGAGAAGGAUCGGCUAGAACGGCUUCCACCAAUCCUUACUGGACUCUUAUCCAUCCGCGCGUCUUGGCUUGGGGUUUCCCCGUACUACUUGCUCCAUGAUCCAUCAUCCAUCCACGCUUCUGACAAGUCUGACGACGGCCAGAUUGGCCUGCAUGUCCAGUCUGCCAAGCAUUGCGAAAAGAAUCCACCGACGGCGACAGAGAGCAGCAAGCAAGUGCAAAGCAAGGCUUUUCCUCUCUCUAUUUCCCAAUACCAGAGAAGACAGGCAAUUUCCUGCAAGGUCGGGUCCAUAUGCACACAAUUUGAGCAGACAAGAGACAUACAUAGUACGGCGGGUAUGCAGGGUAAGGCUCUCAUACCCAUGGCCCGGCUCCUCCCUCACACACCCCUGGCUUUUUCCUACCUCGUCGCAAUGGCAAAUCGCACACACGAUGCUGCCAAUGGUCCCCUUCGCCUCGCUUCAAGUCCUCGCCUCCACCACUCGACCCCCAGUGCAGCACCACCACACGUUCCAGAGGCCCUGCCCACCCAUGCCUCAUCCCUUCGCCUUGUCGCCUUACCCCCCUGUCGGCUGUACACAACUGAUGUCGCGCCGUCGGGGGUGGGCAUCAUUCUGGUUGUCACGGUUGUUCAGAUGCAAGACGACAACCCCAGGCACCACCUUGAGGCUAGGAAGGCCGCCCGAGCAGGGUCGAGACGUGCGACACAAAUUCUUGGGACGAUCCCGAAGGUUGCUUAA
Messenger RNA from Colletotrichum lupini, 750 nucleotides. RefSeq lists its product as uncharacterized. The record is from RefSeq and is a predicted model, not a curated record. Bases 1 to 750 code for a protein of 249 amino acids. Lineage: Eukaryota; Fungi; Ascomycota; Sordariomycetes; Glomerellales; Glomerellaceae. The transcript is spliced from 5 exons.